This is a messenger RNA of Sardina pilchardus (European sardine), 2734 nucleotides long. Its product is annotated as protein mono-ADP-ribosyltransferase PARP12-like. Gene Ontology annotation, cellular component: nucleus. NCBI's taxonomy places the organism in Eukaryota, Metazoa, Chordata, Actinopteri, Clupeiformes, Clupeidae. Gene Ontology annotation, molecular function: NAD+-protein mono-ADP-ribosyltransferase activity; NAD+ poly-ADP-ribosyltransferase activity. The transcript is spliced from 10 exons. The record is from RefSeq and is a predicted model, not a curated record. Bases 144 to 1460 code for a protein of 438 amino acids.
UGUUUUCCUAUGUGUUGAUCUGUUUUGAAUGACAACAACCACAAAACAAGCUAAACCAGUCUGGUGUGUCAUGAAAGUAACUCAAUGCUCAAUUGCAUAAGUACACAAACAAGGACCAAGUCAAAGGUGGAAAACGCAACACAAUGGCAGGGAGAGAUGGAAUUUGCUACCUGCAUCUUAUUGGUCUCUGCGAGGAAGAUGGUGCCAGUGCAAUUUGUGAUAAAGUUCAUAGCAGCAUGCCUUACCAGUGGCAGAGCCAGAGUCAGAAUCAGUGGAUCCCUCUGCCAGACAAUGAGGAAAUAGAGCAUGACUACUGCAACCCAGCAAAAACAAAACAUGUCGGAAACUUACGUGUGGACUUUGACACAAUGACCUGUGGAUUAGAAAACAUUCAACGAAUUUCUACAAGUACCUCAGCACUCUCAUCUGAACUCUCAUCUGCACUCUCAUCUGAACUCUCAUCACUCAUCACAAAAUGGGUUUGGUACUGGGAAGAGGCGGAGGGAACAUGGAAAGAGUUUGGACCAUUGGCUGGUGAGUCCUCAUCAAUCACGAGUGAUGAACUGGAGAGGCGAUAUCUCAGUGGUGAAACGACAGUAGCAUUUACAGCUGGAUCUAAUCAAUAUGAGCUGAGUUUUUUAGAAAUGCUUCAAACAAAUGUCAGUACCCAAACACAGAGGUUCAUGAGAAGACGACCAGUGUUCAUUUCAAAAGCAGACGUCCGGAGGACCCGUGAAAUAUACUGCAGCAAAGCACAACCAAAUAUUCCACUGUCUUUGCCGGAUUACUGGGACCCUCAUCAGUUGCCUGGAAUUGGAUAUGAGAGAAUCAAAUUGAACUCAGUAUCUACUGAAUACAUCGAGGUUCUCAAUUCUUUUGACAGAACCAUGGAAGGGUAUAACAUUCUUAACAUUGAGAGAAUUCAAAAUCUGACAUUAUGGAAAUUUUUCAAUUUGCAGAAGGAUGAUAUGAAAAUCAAAUCUGGGAGGGAUGUCGCUGAGAGGCUACUCUUCCAUGGCACUAAAGCAAGAUAUGUGGAUGCCAUCUGCAACGAAAACAUAGAUUGGAGGAUAAAUGGGGAGAAUGGAACUAGAUAUGGUAAAGGAUCUUAUUUUGCCAGAGAUGCCAAGUAUUCUAAUAAAUUCACCGAUAAGCAAGGAAAGCGAUCCAUGUUCAUGUGCCGGAUAUUGGUGGGAGACUUCACCGCAGGACGACCAGAUUACAUCGUGCCACCAUACAAAGAUGAACAGCUUGUAGCCUUUGAUAGCUGUGUUGACAAGGUGGUCAAUCCCAGUUUAUUUGUCAUUUUUGAGAAGAACCAGAUUUACCCUGAGUACCUCAUUCAGUAUGAAGAACCCGUAGUUCAGAUUCAACCUAAUGCUGUACCUGAGACAGGUAGAUGUGGCUGCUGUGGGUACUGUCUGUAUUAUGUCUUUUGCUGCUGCUGCUGUGAUGAUUAACGUAUGUCCUAAAAGCUACAUAACUUCCUUGAAAGAGAAGGAAGCUUAUAUAUCCAUCCACUUGUAAAGCAGGGUAUUUUCCAUCGUUGAACCUGGUUUUCUAGGAUAACAUUUGUAAGACGGGGGAGACGACCUCACAGCUGGACACUCCUUUGUGUUCAGGUGAUCUGUUUGCAUUUGACUGUCUCCAUUGUGUGUGGACCACCAUUUGGUCCAGAGCUCUCGGCUCCAUGCCAGGCACGCCUUCAUUUUUCUCUCCACGUUUCUAGGAAACUAAUGCUGAAAACUGAAAUAUCUGUUUCAUGACAAAUGAUAAUACAUCCAUGUUUGGUCUUGAAUUAAUACUUGUAAUGUGGGCAACAGCCUGAUAACGGUUUCAUUGCAAUCUAAUGUAUUUGUACAUAGUUACAUUAUACAGUUUUAGACGCCACACCCACUUUCAGGUAAAGAAGUCCUGCUGAGUCGGGGGUGGCUGGAUGAAUGAAAAGAGAAGCUCUUGCAGUCAUUCACUCUCUUCUUCUCUAUCUGGGCUCUGGGCAAGAGGUCACUCUGAUCUCUGGUCCCCCCCCUCUCUCUCUCUCUCUCCCUUUCCCUUCCUCUCUCUUUCUUUGUCUCUUUAUGGUUUGUUAUUUUCAUUAUUUACAUUGUUUUAUCUGGUAUAUGUAGCCUUGUAACUUGGUAACUUGUUAAGGUUUCAGUCCAAGUUUAUUGUUUGUUUUGAGGUUAAGUUUACUUUCUCCUUUGUUUAAGGAUAAUUACUGGUAUUACUUUACUUUUACAUUCAAAGGGUCAAUGCCUAAUAAAUGGUUAAUUCUCCUCGCUCAGUUUGCACAUCUCUAAAGUCUAGUGUGCCAUUCCAUACUCUGCCAUAGUUACUGUAACAAACCAGUUAUUUGGUAAUUUAUUAGAGGUACAAUAUUCAUCUUAUGGAGUCAGAUAAAUUGUGGUUUAUUCCUAAUAACAUUGCCAUUUAACUCCACAUGACUACUGAUCCAUUGUUCUUCACGCAUGUAAAGGGAAAACGUCCGACGUGUUUGUGUAGCGCGUUUGGGACUGUUUUUGCACCUUUUACACACUGACAGAAGAGGUGGUAAACCAGAAUUGCAAAUUGGAAAAAUUGUCCAACAGCACAAAGCCUUUGUAUCUUUUUCAAUGUAAUUAAACAUUAUCAUGCCCGUCACUGAAUUUUUAACUUGCCACUGUAUGUCUGCUUCCAUGUGUACUGUGUGUACUGUAUGUGUAAAGGUCAACAAUGUUUAAUGCAAUAAUAAAUA